AUGUCAUCGCCUAGCCGUACAGAUUUUCCUGUGGUCGUUCUAUUCAUUAAAAUUAUAAUCUGCACGCACAUUUUAAGCAAUAAAUCUGUUACAGUAUUUAGGAAAGAUUUAUGGUUACUAUCCUUCCUCACGCGUAAUUUUUUCCAAUCGCCUUCGAGCCUUUUGGCAACGAACGGCAGUCUACGUCAAGCGGAAACAAAAACGCACACCCGUCAUCCGCACUCCGGAAAUACACAUCAUCGUUCAAUCCGAGCUGACAGUCGUACGAACUUUAGCUAUGAAAACAGCCCCAGUGUUCACGACCAGGGGUUUAUUCAGAUAUACGCCGAACAGCACGUGAAGUUAACGCUCGAAUGCGCCGUCAAUAUUAAUUUCAGCACGAGCAUUUGGCUGAAAGACGGCCAGAUUGUACAGACGAUACUUAAGGACAAUAUUAAUAAUAAACGUGUUAGUGGACAUAGGUUUCUGGUGGAUAGCAGUGGGAAUCUGUUGAUUGAUAAUGUACGGCUUGAGGACGACGGACGUUGGCAGUGCGAAGCGGAGGAUGCUCUUGGAUUUGUCGUUACCGGCAAACAAAUUCAACUCACAGUUUUGGUUCCUAGAUCAGAAGAGACAAUCAAAACUCCAGAGGAUUUGGUAAACUCAAAAAUGCCGAUUUGUGCAGUUGAAGGUUACCGUCCUGUACUUGUGGCCGAACCAUCUGGGAACACUAGGUAUUCAAAAAUUAAGCGCAAAAUAAUUUUUUUCCCGCUCAGGAAACCAUACCCAACAGAACGCGCCCUGGUGGGAGUAUCAAAUGCGAUCAUACGUUUACAGUAUCUAUGACCCGAUGCUCAUAAGGGAUGAAGAGCAUGUCAUCCAAAUGAGACAGGGGCAUUA
Messenger RNA from Photinus pyralis (common eastern firefly), 879 nucleotides. RefSeq lists its product as uncharacterized. The record is from RefSeq and is a predicted model, not a curated record. Lineage: Eukaryota; Metazoa; Arthropoda; Insecta; Coleoptera; Lampyridae. Bases 1 to 825 code for a protein of 274 amino acids. The transcript has 4 exons.